CUCUCUCUCUCUCUUCCCAGCUUCUCCAUCUCCUUCCCCGGAGCUUGUGGAGGGCACAUGGAUUAGGGUUUCCUGUAGCAUCAGGAGAAGUCCCUUUUUGGACGAGCGAAAGAAAGAAUCCUUCUCCAAGAUUUGCUAAGCACCAGCGGUACAUACGAGGAGAAAAGAAAGCAAGAUCCGAUGUUUUCUACAUCUCCUCUCUCUCAUCUCUAUCCUACUUCUUCUUAGUCCGGGAACAUUAGAAUCCUUAUGAAAAGGAUCUUUCUUGCUUCCUGUGCUCACCACUAGUAUUACCGAGCCUACUCUUCUCCAGAUCAAUAUUAGCAAGCUCUGCGGCAGCUUCAAACCUUUUUUGCUUCAUGGAUUGGUGGCGAGAAGCUGAAUGCAAACGAGUUCAUGAUCCGUUCUUCUACGAUCACCGCAAGGACAGCUCGGGGAACAGUUGCGACGUAUUGAUGAAGUCUCUGGUGAUCGCCGCAAAGGCUGAGAAGUGCGUUUGGAUCCCGGGGUCGAUCGUCAUCGGCGGCGGGCCGUCGGGGUUGGCUGUCGCCGCUUGCCUCAAGGCGAAAGGAAUCCCCAGCGUCGUCCUCGAGCGGUCCAACUGCAUCGCCUCGCUCUGGCAGCUCAAGACGUACGACCGCCUUCACCUCCACCUCCCGAAGCACUUCUGCGAGCUCCCCCUGAUGCCGUUUCCCUCCUCGUUCCCGACGUACCCCACGAAGCAGCAGUUCGUGGCGUACCUCGAGGCCUACGCGCGAGAGUUCGACAUCCGGCCUCGCUUCAGUGAGACCGUCACCAGCGCAGAGUACGACGGGGCCCUCGGCUUCUGGAGAGUGAAGGCGGUGGCGAUGGGCGGCAAGGAGGACAAGCGGGAGUACCUGUGUCGGUGGUUAGUGGUGGCCACAGGGGAGAACGCGGAGGCGGUCUGGCCGGAUUUCGACGGGGCCGAGGACUUCAAAGGGCCCAUCCUGCACACGAGCCUGUACAAGAGCGGCGACGCGUUCCGCGACAAGAGGGUGCUCGUGGUGGGGUGCGGCAACUCGGGGAUGGAGGUCUGCUUGGACCUCUGCAACAACACUGCCCAUCCUUCCAUCGUCGUCAGAGACUCCGUGCACAUCCUGCCCCGGGAGAUGCUCGGCCGCUCCACUUUCGGGCUGUCCAUGUGGCUUCUGAAGUGGCUCCCGGUGCGGAUGGUGGAUCGAUUACUGCUGCUCCUUGCCCGCCUCAUGUUGGGUGACACGGCCAGGUUUGGGCUACCGCGGCCCCAGGUCGGGCCCCUUGAGCUCAAGUCACUCUCCGGCAAGACCCCAGUCCUCGAUGUCGGAACACUCGCAAGGAUCAAAUCUGGAGACAUCAAGGUGCGACCGGGUGUAAAGAAGCUCUUAGAACAUGGAGCAGAGUUUGUGGACGGUGGAGCAGAUCGAUUCGAUGCCGUAAUCUUAGCGACCGGCUACAAGAGCAAUGUACCGCUUUGGCUCAAGGAGAAGGAGUUGUUCUCAGAGAAUGAUGGACUGCCGAGAAGACCCUUCCCCGACGGCUGGAAAGGGGAGAGAGGGCUAUACGCCGUUGGAUUCACGAAACGAGGCUUGCUUGGUGCGUCGCUGGACGCAAGAAGGAUCGCUCAAGAUAUCGAACAAUGCUGGAAAGCUGAGCUGAAGAAGAUAAUGAUUUUCGCAUGUCCAUGAACACGAUAAGCAUGACGUAACAGUAGGUUUAGGGUUGUCCACCAUCGAUUGGUUUGAGUUGCGUUUGGAUUGAUGGAGAAGCUGUGUGGUAAAGAUGAGGAGAGCUAUGCUUUCACUAGUAAUCUUGUACAGACAUAUAUAUUGUCAUUUUUCGACUUUGA
Messenger RNA from Musa acuminata subsp. malaccensis (wild Malaysian banana), 1846 nucleotides. Its product is annotated as indole-3-pyruvate monooxygenase YUCCA2-like. The record is from RefSeq and is a predicted model, not a curated record. NCBI's taxonomy places the organism in Eukaryota, Viridiplantae, Streptophyta, Magnoliopsida, Zingiberales, Musaceae. Gene Ontology annotation, molecular function: flavin adenine dinucleotide binding; N,N-dimethylaniline monooxygenase activity; NADP binding. Gene Ontology annotation, biological process: auxin biosynthetic process.